This is a messenger RNA of Xenia sp. Carnegie-2017, 3460 nucleotides long. RefSeq names its product ubiquitin carboxyl-terminal hydrolase CYLD-like. Gene Ontology annotation, biological process: protein K63-linked deubiquitination. Gene Ontology annotation, cellular component: cytosol. Gene Ontology annotation, molecular function: cysteine-type deubiquitinase activity; K63-linked deubiquitinase activity. Lineage: Eukaryota; Metazoa; Cnidaria; Anthozoa; Malacalcyonacea; Xeniidae. The record is from RefSeq and is a predicted model, not a curated record.
CAUUAAAAGUGAAAUUCAUUCGACAACAUCACAUCAGGAGAAAUUUCAAGGCGUUUGAAACAGAUUUUUGUCUCCUUCUUUCUAAGAAAUGGUGCCUAGAAUGUAAUUUUAAAGAUGUGAUUAUAAUUGAUGGGUUUUUUGAUGGUUAACGGUGACUGUUUGAGCAGGCAAAAUCUAUAUGUUGUAAUUAUGGAGAACGAUCAAUUUUUUAUCUUACUCAAAGAUACAUUUGCUACAAAACAGAAAAAAUACUAUGAAAGUUCUUAUCCUUCAAAGGCAGAUGUGAAACCUUUCUUAAAAGGUGAAAUAGUAUGUGAAAAAUCAUCAACUACGGUUGAUACCUCCAAAGGUACUUUGAGACUCCAUCCUUGUGAUAAACCAAACUAUUAUCUUGAAUGUGCAAUUAGCCAUAUUGGUCCACUUACUAAGGAGGAAGCAAAACUGUUACUUUCUUUUACAUCAAACGAUGCAAGGUACAAGUAUUACUCCAGUAAAUCUUUAAACGAUGCAAAUGCAAUGAAUGUUGGAAGUAAGGUUUUUGUGAAAGUUCGAUCACCCACUGGUGGUGGUAUGCAGGAAUUACGAGGAGUAAUAAGGUAUAAAGGAACAUUUCCUGGUGAGAUUGGUACAAUGUUUGGGGUAGAGUUAGAGGAUGGAAAAGGACGGGGAACAACACAUGGGGACUUUAAAGGAAGAAAAUAUUUUCAUUGUCAGACUGAUUGUGGAUUGUUUGUAUCAUUGGAUAAACUAACAUUGCGUAAAGAAGAAGAAGGUUUGACAAACUGGGUGCAAAAUGUAGGUGCAAACUUGGUGCACGGCGUGAAGAACAAAUUAUUUCCUGAAAAAAAUGUAUCAAAUCAUGAAAAAAAUGUGUCAAAUCAUGAAAAAAAUGUAUUAAAUCAUGAAAAAAAUGUGUCAAAUCAUCAAGUAAAUGACAGAGUUUGGGUUUAUAUUGAAGAUAAACCAAAUUGUGGUACAAUAAGGUACAUUGGUAGGGUUCCUGGUGAAGACAGGAUUUCUGCUGGUGUUCAAUUGGAUCAUUCUUUUGGAAUGGGAAAUGGUGAAUAUAAUGGUCAACAAUUGUUUACAUGUGACAACAACCAUGCUCAUUUUACACCACUGAACAAUAUAAUAUCAAAAGAACAAUUUCAAGAAAUGUAUGGAGUGAAAGAUUCUUUAAAACACCAAAAAACUGUUUGUGAAACAACAGAUGAUAUUUUAAAAAUGGAGUCAGAUUUUGCGGGAGAAUCUACUGAGGAUGUGUACAAUCAUCAAAAAGAAAUUUUGAGGCAAAUAAAAAAUGAAGCAAAAAAAGAAUCAAGCAAUGAAGAAGCAUCAGUGGAAGAAUUACAACAAUCUCAAUCUAAUCAUGUUUCAAACAAUGUAAACUAUGAGAACGCAUACCAAGUCCCAGAAGGAAUAGCUAGUGUUCCAUUACAAAGUACAUUUGAAAUUGGUACAAUGGUGGAAGUUUUGAGCAGUCAUGCAAAACCAAAAUAUGGAAUUAUUCGAUGGCUAGUUGUUCCAAAUACUGAAAAAAAGGUUGCAGGAUUGGAACUUGAUGAAGACGUGGAUGCUGGAUCAGAUGGAACUUUUCAGGGCAAAAGAUAUUUCACGUGUAAGAAUGGGCGAGCUUUGUUUGUUCAUCUUCAUAAUUGUCAGCUUGAUUCAAGAUUCCUGGAGAAGCCUAUUAAAAACCCAGCCAACAGGCGAUUGACAGGAACAGAGUUUGGUGGUUACGAUUCACCAAUAAUACCAGAAGAUGAAUUCAUUCCACCACCAGAAACAAUCAAUAUUUAUGUUAAAGAAAGAGUCAGAGGCAUUCAAGGACACCAUAAUUCAUGUUACCUUGAUGCAACUUUAUUUGCUGCGUUUUCAUUUUCUUCCGUUCUUGAUUUUAUAUUACUACGACCAAAAGACGAGAAUGAUAUAAAAGAUUAUGAGAGAGUACAAACAGUUCUAAGAAAUCAUAUUGUGUAUCCUCUAAGAACAAAUGGAUUUGUUCGUGCUGAUCGCGUUAUGGAACUUAGACAACUCUUGGAUCGUUUAGGAACUGUGGCAGGAUUAAUGGGAGAGGAAAAGGACCCUGAAGAAUUUUUAAGCACUCUUUUGAAUCAAGUGUUGAAAUCAGAACCUUUGCUGAAAAUCAAAUUUGGAAGUGAAAUACGACAUGAAUAUAUUUAUCAAGUUUUGGCAGAUAAAGAUGUUGAACGCGUUUUACCUUCAGUUGAAGAACUUCUCAAAAAAUCUUUUCAUCAAUCUGGUUUGAAACUGACCGAGAUACCGUCAUGUUUAAUCGUACAAAUGCCUCGUUUUGGUAAACAAUUCAAGAUGUACGACCGUAUUUUACCAUCGUUGACCAUCAACAUUGGCGAGUUAGUAGAAAAUUCUCCUCAAGACUGCGCUGUCUGUGGUGUAUUAGCAAGAUUUCAUUGCUCUGAGUGUUUUACAGUAAAUGGUAGUGAUCAAGACUCUUCAGGAAACUUUUGUAACGAUUGUAACAUACGUGUACAUUCUCAUAUCAAACGAAAAGAACACAAGCGUCAACCUUUGGUUGUACCUCGUGAAAUUUCACCUAGUUACGCAAAUAAAGCCAUAGAACAUCGUGAAAUGGAAUUAUUUGCUGUGAUCUGUAUCAACACAAGUCACUAUGUAACGUUUGUUAAAUGCGAUGAGCCUAAUGGUGUAGUUAGAUGGUGUUUCUUUGACAGCAUGGCCGACAGGAUUGGUACAAAAGAAGGUUAUAAUGUUCCAUCUGUAACAGAAUGUCCCGAAAUAACAGAAUGGUUGUCUUCAGAAAAGAAAAAUCGAGAUCGCAUCAUUAACACUUCUGACAAGGAAAUGCCUGACAGAGUACGUAGGAUCUUAAGUGAUGCAUACGUUUGUUUGUAUCAAAGCAAAGAGAUAGCAAUGUACAAAUGAGGAUAAAGCAAAGAAAGCUAAAUGGUUCAUAGUUUUUCAAAAAUGACACUUAUACAGUGAUUUCUUGCCUUUAUUUUUGUUCUGUUAAUUUUUUCACGGCUUCAAUAAGUCCAUGUUUUUGUUUUAACAUUUAUGGGCGUUUUAAACGUUUCUUCUUCUUUGAGUUUGUUUUUAACUAGCACUUUAACUUGAUUGUCAUUAUAUUUAUUAAAGCCAAUACUGUGUUCACGUUCAGGUGAUGGAACAAGAGAUUUUUGUGAUAUCUUAUGGUGGACUAUACAAUACAAUGCUAUAUCUAUUUAUCCUUAAUAGUACAUAUUAUUCCACACAAGUACAUUCAUGGACAUACGUAUCAUUUUUUGCUGGGGGUGAAAUCCCAAAUGAGACCUACUCGUUGCCUUUACAAAAACUGAACCUUAGCAAAACCAAACAUAGUUUUUAGUCAUGAACCUCAAGCGAUGUUAAAUAUCGCGUUUUGCUAAAGUAAUUCUUGUGUAAAUCAAAUUUCUUUUUAUAAAAUCAAAUUUCUUCGUAUAAA